This is a messenger RNA of Peronospora belbahrii, 1146 nucleotides long. The record is from the annotation of a GenBank genome assembly. NCBI's taxonomy places the organism in Eukaryota, Oomycota, Peronosporomycetes, Peronosporales, Peronosporaceae.
AUGACAACAAAGAUGAAAACAGAACGUGAUCUAAAGCUCCUUGUAAGCUUUAUAGCUAUGGUGUUCGUAGGACUUGGCAAUAAAAUCUUUCAAAAACUCCAGACUAUCCCGAUGCACAACUACCCGACGUUUCUCAAUCUACUUACUACGUUUGUCUACAUUCCCAUCAGUUUUGCAUACAUUUUACCGAUGAUCAAGUAUGGUAAUGCAAUCACGUGGGAUCAACGCAGUAUUCCUAAGCGAAAGUUUGCCGUCAUGGGAGGACUUGAUUCGAUUGCUGGCAUCUUGCAAGUAUUUGCAGCGACCUAUUUGGGUGGCUCACUUCUUAUUUUAUUGGGCCAGGCUGCAAUCCCCAUUUCAAUGCUGAUUUCGAGCCUAUUGUUGAAAGCCAAGUACUCAAGCUAUCAAUAUGUGGGUGCGGUGGUUGUUUCGUUGGGUUUACUCAUUGUGCUGGGUUCAGGGGAUUCAAGUAGCCACACUGGCACCAGUUCACACAUGUUGGUGCUGUGGUCCAUCGUCAUGAUCUUUAGUUGCGUUCCUAUGUGUCUGUCUAGCGUUUACAAGGAAAAGGCUCUUGGCGAGACUGAGCUUGACGCUGUCUAUUUGAAUGGCUGGAUUGCAGUGUUUCAGUUCCUGUUUGCAAUUCCCUUGACAUUUCCUGCGGCCAUGGUAGGAGAUCAUCCAGUUAGCCCGAGUGAGCUACCAGAAAAUCUAUACGAUGGCUUGAUGUGCUACAUGGGACAAAACACAAUUACCGAUGGUGCUCACAAGGACGAUUGUGAAAAGGCGACCAUAUAUGUGACAGCAUAUUUACUGUUUAACGUGGCUUACAAUCUGUUAAUCAUCCUGAUUCUAAAGUUUGGUAGUGCUAACAUAUUAUGGCUGGCCAUGACGAUUAUGGUUCCUCUUGGUAAUGUCGCGUUUACAUUCCCGUUCAUGCCGGAACACCAGCCAUUGCACGCAAAAGAUAUUACAGGCUUGGUUUUUAUAAUGCUAGGACUCUUUGUGUACCGUUUCAUGGGCGAAAUGACCAACUCGUGGCACAAGCCUCAACCUAUUCAUGCAGGUACGGCAGUCGAUGAACUCAAGCAACCACUCAUCAGCAGUGACAUUGAUAACAGCGAUGAUCUGAAUCGAGAUGUGUAG